Messenger RNA from Brassica oleracea var. oleracea, 552 nucleotides. RefSeq lists its product as uncharacterized. Bases 1 to 552 code for a protein of 183 amino acids. The record is from RefSeq and is a predicted model, not a curated record. NCBI's taxonomy places the organism in Eukaryota, Viridiplantae, Streptophyta, Magnoliopsida, Brassicales, Brassicaceae. The transcript has a single exon.
AUGGGCGACAUCCACUACUUCCUUGGGAUCCAAGCUCAAUAUCAUGACCAUGGGCUGUUCGUUAAUCAGAGUGCAUAUGCUGAGGAAAUACUCCGUGAAGCUGGCAUGGAUACAACUAAUCCAAUGCCAACACAACUGCCAAGCCGUCUGGAUGCUGCGUUCAAAGAUACUGAACUCUUCUCUGCACCAAAAUACUUCAGAAGCAUCGCAGGAAGACUACAAUAUCUUACUCUAACGCGACCUGACAUCCAGUUCGCGGUAAACUUCGUCUGUCAACGAAUGCACGCUCCGACAGUCACUGACUUCACUCAUCUCAAAAGGAUUCUCUGCUACAUCAGAGGCACCAAAGCUUAUGACAUAUACUUAUAUAAAUGUAGUCCACUCUCACUUAUCGCAUAUAGUGAUAGUGACUGGGCGGGUUGUCGCGACACACGCCGCUCCACCACCGGUUUCUGUGCGUUACUAGGAUCGAGCCUGGUGUCCUGGUGUGCCAAGCGCCAAUCUACAGUCUCCAGGUCGUCCACGGAGGCGGAGUACAUGGCCUUAGCCUAG